Molecule: messenger RNA, 3560 nt
Organism: Lepus europaeus (European hare)
Lineage: Eukaryota; Metazoa; Chordata; Mammalia; Lagomorpha; Leporidae
Gene: LRRCC1
Product: leucine rich repeat and coiled-coil centrosomal protein 1
Exons: 19
Coding region: 122-3208 (1028 amino acids)
Cellular component (GO): centrosome; cytoplasm
Molecular function (GO): protein binding
Source: RefSeq, a predicted model, not a curated record
AGUGCCCGGCUGUCGGUUAGAGGGAGAGUGCUCGCCCCGCCCCCUCGGGCCCCACUACCAGGCUCUGCGACCCAGCGCUGGGCGCCGUUUAAGACCUCCCCUACUCCCCGUCGCUGGUGCCAUGGAGGCGGCGGGAGAGGCAGAAGUCGAAAACGAGGAUGGCGACAGCAGCUGCGGGGACAUGUGCUUCAUGGACAAAGGUUUACAGAGCAUAUCACAGUUAUCUUUAGAUUCAACCCUUCAUGCCAUCAAUCUUCAUUGCAACAACAUCUCUAAGAUCAAAGCCAUUGAUCAUAUUUGGAAUUUACAACAUUUAGAUCUGUCAUCUAAUCAAAUAACUCAAAUUGAAGGGCUAAGCACUCUGACAAAGCUAUGCACUUUAAAUUUGUCCUGCAACUUGAUCACAAGAAUAGAAGGACUUGAAGCACUAAUUAAUCUGACUAGACUGAAUUUAUCAUAUAACCACAUAAAUGAUCUUAGUGGUUUGGUGCCUCUUCAUGGACUUAAGUAUAAACUGAGGUAUAUUGACCUACAUAGUAAUUGCAUAGAUAGCAUCCACCACUUGCUUCAGUGUACAGUAGGAUUGCACUUCUUGACUCAUCUUAUUUUGGAAAAGGAUGGAGAAGGAAAUCCUGUCUGUCAUGCACCAGGGUACAGAGCAAUUAUUCUCCAGACUUUGCCACAGCUUAGAGUCCUAGACUGUAAGAAUAUCUUUGGUGAACCAGUAAAUUUGACAGAAAUGAAUUCAUCACGCCUACAGAGCUUUGAAGGUCUUUUGGAUAAUUUAGUUUCCUCUGACUCUCCCCUAAAUAUAAGUGAAGAUGAGGUUGUUGAUAGCAUGCCAGUGGUAACACCACCCAUGGAUGAGUUACCUCCCUUGGAGCAGUUUACAAGUACACCAGCGGAUACUGUUUUGACGUCUUUUCUAUCUGUGUGUCCAUCUUCAGAGCCAGAGAAAACUAACACUGAAAAUGAUUUUCAAAAUGACAUGAAACUUCAGAAAUUAGAUGAUCAAAUUUUACAGCUUCUUAAUGAUACUUCUAAUUCUAUAACAGUUAAUGCUCCUGAGCAAGACCUCAGACCAAAAAGAGAUACAGAUAUAACUUCUGAAAGUGACUGUGGAAACAGAAAAGAAUGCAAUAGAAGGGUUCCUCGGCGAUCAAAAAUCCCAUAUUAUGCCAAAACAAUUCAAACUAUUAAGCACCACAAUAAAAACAGCAACCAUUUUGUAAGUUGUAAUCGUAAAAUGAAACAACCUUACCUUAAAGAAUUAUACGUAAGAUCGUCUUUAGCAAAUUGUAAUGUAUCGCGAGACUCAGAAGACCAGAAGACUGAAAUUAUUAAAGUAGACAAUAGUGGUUCUGAAGACAACACUUACCGGUGUCUUGUUGAACAGCUAGACCAAGAGAGAGAGAUGAGAUGGAAAGCUGAACAAGCUGAAAAGAAUCUCAUGGAUUAUGUUGAUAAACUGCAUAAACAAGCAAGUGAAAAAAAGGAUGUUCAUAGUCUUGCCCUGCUAACCACAGAUAGAUUAAAGGAUAUUAUUUUUAAAGAGAGACAUUCCAAGAAACAACUUGAAAUUAUGGUUCACAGACUUCAAAAUGAAAUUAAAAAGCUAAGUAUUGAAUUAAUUAAAGCAAGAGAUCAACAAGAGGAUCACAUUAGACACUUAAGAACCCUGGAAAAAGCCUUAGAAAAAAUGGAGAGGCAAAAAGGGCAGCAGCAGGCGGCACAGAUGAGACUUCUUCAAGAGGUGGAGCUCAAAGCUGCAGCUGCUGAUAGGGAAAUAAACUUACUCAGAACUUCCCUUCAUCAAGAGAAGGAACAAGUACAACAACUUCAUGAACUUCUUGCAUUGAAACACCAGGAACACAGGAAGGAACUUGAAACAAGGGAAUUCAUUAGUGAUGCUGAAUUCCAGGAUGCCUUAGCUAAAGAAAUAGCCAAGGAACAAAGAAAACAUGAGCAAGAUAUAAAAGAAUACCAAGAGAAAGUUGAUUUAUUAAACCAGCAGUAUAUGGAAUUAGAAAAUGAAUUCCGUAUUGCUUUAACUCUUGAAGCCAGGAGAUUUAAGAAUGUUAAAGAUGGUUUUGAAAAUGUUGCAACUGAGUUAGCAAAGAGCAAACAUGCUCUUAUUUGGGCUCAACGAAAAGAAAAUGAGUCUUCCUCUUUAAUUAAAGAUCUGACCUGUAUGGUGAAAGAACAAAAAACAAAACUUGCAGAAGUUUCCAAAUUGAAACAGGAAACAGCAGCAAAUUUACAGAAUCAAAUCAACACCGUUGAAAUUCUGAUUGAAGAUGACAAGCAGAAGAGUAUUCAAAUAGAACUUCUGAAGCAUGAAAAAGUCCAGCUUAUUUCUGAGCUGGCAGCCAAAGAAUCACUCAUUUAUGGUUUAAGGACAGAAAGAAAAGUAUGGGGAUAUGAACUGGCCCAACAGGGGUCAUCUCUAGCCCAAAAUCGUGGAAAAUUAGAGUCCCAAAUUGAAAGUUUAUGUAGAGAGAAUGAAUCUCUGCGAAAGGCAAAUGAAAGUGAUAGUGAUGCAUUAAGAAUAAAGAGCAAAAUUAUAGAAGAUCAAACUGAAAGCAUUAGAAAAUUAAAAUCUUGUUUACAAGAAAAAGAUGAACAAAUCAAAACAUUAAAAGAAAAGAUGACUGAAAUAGAAAAAUGUAUGCAAGGUCAACUUGAUGAAAAAUCUUCACAACUAGAUAAUAUAAUUGAGCAGUUGGAAAGGCACAAUGAAAGAAAAGAAAAACUCAAACAGCAGUUGAAAGCAAAGGAAUUAGAACUUGAAGAAAUUAGAAAAGCUUACAGUACACUUAAUCAGAAAUGGCAUGAUAAAGGAGAACUUCUGAGUCAUCUUGAAACACAAGUAAAAGAAGUAAAAGAAAAAUUUGAAAACAAGGAAAGGAAACUUAAAGCAGAAAGAGACAAAAGUAUUGAACUGCAAAAGGAUGCAAUAGAAAAGCUUCAUAGUAUGGAUGAUGCCUUUAAAAAGCAAGUUGAUGCAAUUGUUGAAGCUCAUAAAGCUGAAAUACUACAACUGGCAAGUGAAAAGCAGAAAUGCAUUGAUUCUGCAAAUUUAAAGGUUCAUCGAGUUGAGGAAGAAAUGCGUGGACUUUUGGAAGAAACGUGCAAAAACAAAAAAGCAAUGGAAGAAAAAAUUAAACAACUUGCUUUUGCUCUAAAUGAAAUUCAGCAAGAAAUGUGAUCGUUCUGAGAAUGAAUUUAAUUGAAAUGGACCAGCAGACCUAUUGUAAAAAUUAUUAAAUAUUGUAAUAGUAGUAACUGGUAUGACUUUGAAAUGUCUCUUUCUACACAUUUCAUUAUGAAUAUAUUUUUAAAGACUUUUGAUCAAGUGUUCCUUAAUUGUAUAUGUAGGUUUUGAUAAUAAACUUGAUAAUUAUGUGUAUUAGAAAAACCUAUCAUAGUAAUUAGAUUUACAACACUUCUUGUUUCUGCGUUAUACAUUGUUUGGUAAUUACACAUUUGCCUACAGAUUUGUAUGAAACAGCAUUUGAACUAUAUGAGGGAAAGUAUUUUAAUCAUUGUUGUUACUUUAU